Messenger RNA from Phoenix dactylifera (date palm), 474 nucleotides. Lineage: Eukaryota; Viridiplantae; Streptophyta; Magnoliopsida; Arecales; Arecaceae. The record is from RefSeq and is a predicted model, not a curated record.
AUGGUGCAGCAGAUACGCACGCCACUUUUCAUAUUAAAUGCUGCAUAUGAUUCAUGGCAGGAAAAGAUUUUGAAGAACAAGCAGACAGAAUAUUGUCAAUGUUGCAGGACACAAUUUCUAAAUGCACUGGCUGGGUUUGGGAGCUCUUCUUCUACAGGCAUGUUCAUAAAUUCUUGUUAUGCCCACUGCCAGUCAGAAAUGCAAGAGACAUGGCUAAGUUCUGAUUCUCCUGUGCUUGAGAAGAUUGUCAGAUCCAUUACCAUAUGCUAUAGAUUGUUAGAUAACGAUUUGAACUUUGGGCUCUUGAGGGAGUCAGUUGAUAUCCCUCUAGGUGAAGUAUACAAAGUUCUGCCAAUUGCAAAGGCAGUUGGAGACUGGUUUUAUGAUAGGAUUGCCUUCCAAAAGAUUGACUGUCCUUACCUUUGUGACUCAACAUGUCACAGCCGCAUCUUUGAAGACAAUUCGGAAGCAUAG